This is a messenger RNA of Fusarium coffeatum, 732 nucleotides long. RefSeq lists its product as uncharacterized. The transcript is spliced from 2 exons. The coding region runs from base 1 to 732 and encodes 243 amino acids. Gene Ontology annotation, biological process: mRNA 3'-splice site recognition; generation of catalytic spliceosome for second transesterification step. NCBI's taxonomy places the organism in Eukaryota, Fungi, Ascomycota, Sordariomycetes, Hypocreales, Nectriaceae. Gene Ontology annotation, cellular component: post-mRNA release spliceosomal complex; Prp19 complex; catalytic step 2 spliceosome. The record is from RefSeq and is a predicted model, not a curated record.
AUGGCCCGUAACUCGGAAAAGGCCCAGUCUAUGCUGUUUCGCUUCCGCGAAGCCCAAGCAGCAGACCUAGGCAUCAUCGACGCCGGCCGCACCCGCCGACCCAAGCUCAUCACCGAAGUAGCUGCCAUCCCAGCCUGCGAAAAAUGGCGCGGUCAGGUCUUGAAGGAAAUCUCGCGCAAGAUGUCACGCAUCCAGGACCCCAUCCUCAGCGACUACCAGAUCCGCGACCUCAACGACGAAAUCAACAAGCUCAUGCGCGAAAAACACAUGUGGGAGAUCCAGAUACGUAACCUAGGCGGACCGAACUACAUGCGCGGCGGCGGCAAGAUCUACGAUGAGCAAGGUCGUGAAAUACCUGGCGGUGGAAAGGGUUACAAGUACUUUGGUCGUGCGAGGGAACUUCCUGGUGUUAAGGAGCUUUUUGAGGCGGCGAGGAAUCAGGGUGAUGAGAAGCCGCUUGAGGAGAGACAUGAUAUGAGGAGGAAUGUGGAUGCGGCGUACUAUGGAUAUGCGCCUGAUGAGGAGGAUGAGGAGUUGUUGGCUUAUGAGGCUGAGAAGGAGAGACAGGCUACUGAGCAUAUGAUCAAGACAGGAUCUCAGGAUGUGCCGGAGGGAUGGGAGCCUUUGCCCGGAGACGGUGGCGAUGGUGUUACAUGGGAUUUGCCGACUUUGGAGGAGGUGCAGGAGGAGUUGAUUGAGAGACGGAGGAGAAAGCUGUUGGAGCAGCUAUAA